GCGCCCGUUUCCCAGUCUCCUCCUCUUUUUAUUUUUUUAUUUUUCUGGGGGAUUUUGGGACUGGUAGUCCCGGCGACAAGACGAAGAGAUGCCCAAGGGAUUAACUAGCUGAGUCCUUUCCUUUUGGAGAGGCUUUUUUUUUAAACCCUCCCCAAACUCUUUCUUUCCUUUUGCGCCUUUGCGUCCAAGCCUUGCCGUCCCUCGCGUUUCCCCCUUUUUUCCCCCCCCUCCCUCCUUCCUACCCACUUUCUUCUCGGAGACACGCAAGCCACGCGCUCGUGCCCGCGCCCACCCACGAGUGCGCGAGCCCAAGUACUUUUUUUCCCCCCCCUGGUUCUUUUUUUUCUUCUUCUUCCCUUUUCCUUUGAGUUCUCCAAGGCGAGUUUUUGGAGAGGCGCUUUUUUUUUUUUUUGCGUCUUUUUACGCACGGCUUUGGUCGCCUUCCUUUUCCUCCUUUUUUCCCCCCCUUUCCUAGGACUUUUUUUUUUUUAAAAAAAAUAUUACUCUUAUAUUUUGGAGAAGCUCGGACCGAGAGGAGAACUAAGAGGGGCGGGGAAGGGGGGGGGGGAGAGAGAGAGAGAGAGAAAAAUUGGCGAGACCCUCCCCCUUUCCAAAGAAAACCAAACGCUUUGAUUUAUUUUUUUCUCCAAUCCUUUUGAUUCCAAACCCACUUUUAUUUUAUUUUCAUUUUUUCUUUCUUUUUUCUUUUCUUCACCCCUUCCUGCUUCAUUUCGUCGGAUCUUCAAGCUCUCCACAGCCCGAAAGACAUACAACAACCCUCUCCAAAAAUAAAAUAAAAUCCUUCGGGCCAUGAGUUAAAGAAAAGCAAAGCGGCGCAAAACAGAAAAGAAGAAGAAGAAGAAAAAGGAGAUGGACACCAAACAUUUCCUCCCUUUGGAUUUCUCCACCCAGGUCAAUUCCACCUCCUUGAGUUCUCCGACGAGCCGGGGUCCUAUGGGUGCCCCUUCCCUGCACCCGCCGAUGGGCCCCCUGGGGUCUCACGCCCAGCUCCACUCGCCCAUCAGCACCCUGAAUUCGCCCAUCAACGGCAUGGGGCCUCCGUUCUCCGUCAUCAGCUCUGCCAUGGGGACGCACUCGAUAUCCGGACCGUCCCCUGGCCUUGGGUUCGGAACGAAUAGCCCGCAGCUCAACUCUCCCAUGAAUCCGGUGAGCAGCACGGAAGACAUCAAGCCUCCCUUGGGCAUCAAUGGCGUCCUUAAAGUGCCAGUUCAUCCUUCAUCGGCCAUGGCCUCCUUCACCAAGCACAUAUGUGCCAUCUGUGGCGACCGAUCUUCAGGUAAACAUUACGGCGUCUACAGCUGUGAGGGCUGCAAGGGCUUCUUCAAGAGGACGGUGCGGAAGGACUUGACCUACACCUGCCGCGACAAUAAGGACUGCUUGAUUGACAAGCGCCAGCGGAACCGAUGCCAAUAUUGCCGGUACCAGAAGUGUCUUGCGAUGGGCAUGAAAAGGGAAGGGAUGGAGCACCAUCCAUCCCGGCCCACAAGACUCCCUGGAAGGCAGGAAGAACAAGCUGUCCAAGAAGAGAGGCAGCGGGGCAAGGACCGCAACGAGAAUGAGGUCGAGUCGACGAGCAACGCAAACGAGGACAUGCCCGUGGAGAAGAUUCUGGAAGCGGAGCUUGCUGUAGAGCCAAAGACGGAGACGUAUAUUGAAGCAAACAUGGGCCUGACUCCAAACUCACCCAAUGAUCCGGUCACCAACAUCUGCCAAGCGGCAGACAAGCAGCUCUUCACGCUGGUGGAAUGGGCCAAAAGGAUCCCCCAUUUCUCCGAACUGCCCCUGGAUGACCAGGUCAUCUUGCUCAGAGCCGGUUGGAACGAAUUGCUCAUUGCGUCCUUCUCUCAUCGAUCCAUAGCCGUGAAAGAUGGGAUCUUGCUCGCCACGGGUCUACACGUCCACCGGAAUAGUGCUCACAGUGCGGGGGUCGGCGCUAUCUUUGACAGAGUAUUGACAGAGCUGGUGUCGAAAAUGCGAGACAUGCAGAUGGACAAGACAGAGCUGGGCUGCCUCCGAGCCAUUGUCCUCUUCAACCCCGACUCCAAGGGUCUAUCGAAUCCCGCCGAAGUUGAGGCUUUGCGUGAAAAGGUGUACGCGUCGCUCGAAGCUUACUGCAAACACAAAUACCCCGACCAGCCCGGAAGGUUCGCCAAGCUCUUGCUUCGCCUCCCUGCCCUCCGGUCCAUUGGCCUGAAAUGCUUGGAGCACCUCUUCUUCUUCAAGCUAAUAGGGGACACGCCGAUCGACACGUUCUUAAUGGAGAUGCUGGAAGCGCCGCAUCAAAUGACUUAAGAGGCGAGAAACAGUCCCUUCCUUCUUUUCCCAGCCGACGUCCUGCCACCACCGUGACGCCACCCAUCCGGCCGACAUCACUUCCUCCUCCCGGUACAAGAGACAUCGCCCGCUCGCCUCUGCCUGGCCACACGGUUGACUCAGUCCUUUGGCCGCUUUCACGCCAAUCUCUGUGCAUCUGAGGAUCGGCUUUCGCAAUCCCUUUCGAGGCAGACUGGUCUCGAAGUGCGCAGAGGCCGCACCCGCUUCUUUCCCGCGUUGUGUGCCCGGCACUUCUUUCCUAAGCACAGGUGGAUUCUGCAAUUGGGGCCCCACUCAUCUCUCUCCUUGUUGUGGCUUUGGGUGUCCCCAGGCACAUGCACACACACACACACACAAAUACACAUACACUGUGUUAUCUGGGGUCUAUGGGGGGUGACUUUAAUUUGCUUGUGGACUUGAACGGAUCGUCGUUUUCCCCGUCAAAACAAACAAGAAAACACCCACUCAGAUAUUUGAAUCUAACUUGGAAUUGAGUUUGACGCUUAGGAGCCAUCUUUUAUUUAAGAGCAAGAGAUUAUGUAACAGGAUGUAAUCCCAUACAGAUAAUGAUUCUCUUUUUGUCUGAAAUCUUGUUUUUCCAAUCUAGAGUCUGCUUUUAGGAUGUGAUGCUCGCGGUCUCCAGGCCCUUGCUUUUGCUCACUCAGCAUUACAGUAGAGUCUCACUUAUCCAACAUAAACGGGCCGGCAGAACGUUGGAUGAGCGAAUAUGUUGGAUAAUAAGAAGAGAUUAAGGAGAAGCCCAUUAAACACCAAAUUAGGUUAUGAUUUUACAAAUUAAGCACCAAAAACAUCAUGUUAUACAACAAAUUUGACAGAAAAAGUAGUUCAAUAUGCAGUAAUAUUAUGUAGUAAUUACUGUAUUUACGAAUUUAGCACCAAAAUAUCACGAUGUAUUGAAAACAUGGACUACAAACAUGCGUUGGAUAAUCCAGAACGUUGGAUAAGCGAAUGUUGGAUAAGUGAGACUCUACUGUAUAUUAUUUGGAUACUGCUAUACUGGAUUUGAAUUGUUCUGCCAUGGUGGGGCUGAAAGUAUGACUCUUGUCUCCCACGUUUACAAUCGAAAAUUGUGAUCAGGCAGCAAGGAAUUGCUAUAAUGUUGAGAAUGGGUUUGCUCUAUGGAGUGCCAUGAGCAUCCGUUUCCAGUAAGUCUGAAAGUUCAGUGUGAGUCCCAAAGGCCUGUGGACUUUGCGACUCUGACAACUUCUACCUUCAAGUCUGCUUCGUUCUCUCUAGUUUGUAUUUCAUGUCCUCCACUUUGCUUCUCCUUUCGUUUUGUUGAACUUCCAUCCGGUCCUGGUGCUUUUCCCAUCUUAAUAUUCCAUCCGGUCCUGGUGUUUUUCCCAUCUUCAGAUUCCAUCCGGUCCUGUUGCUUUUUCUAUCUUCAAAUUCCAUCCAGUUCUGGUGUGUUUCCCUUCUUCAAAUUCCAUCCAGUCCUGUUGCUUUUCCCCUCUUCAAAUUCCAUCUGGUCCUGUUGCUUUUCCCAUCUUCAAAUUCCAUCCGGUCCUGUUGUUUUUCCUAUCUUCAGUUUCCAUCUGAUCCUGUUGCUUUUCCCAUCUUCAAAUUCCAUCUGAUCCUGUUGCUUUUCCCAUCUUCAGAUUCCAUCUGAUCCUGUUGCUUUUCCCAUCUUCAAAUUCCUUCUGGUCCUGUUGCUUUUCCCAUCUUCAAAUUCCAUCCGGUCCUGUUGCUUUUCCCAUCUUCAAAUUCCAUCCGGUCCUGUUGCUUUUCCUAUCCUCAAUUUCCAUCUGAUCCUGUGGCUUUUCCUAUUUUCAAAUUCCAUCCGGUCCUGUUGUUUUUCCCAUCUUCAAAUUCCAUCCGGUCCUGGUGCGUUUCCCAUCUUCAAAUUCCAUCCGGUCCAGGUCCUUCUCCCAUCUUAAUAUUCCAUCCGGUCCUUGUGCAUUUCCCAUCCUAAACUACGGGCAUGUGUUCAGCUUCACUUUCUUGCCUCCUUUUUUUUUUUUUUUUGCCAACCUUGAGUCUCUUGGAUGAAAGGUGUUACCAAGAGGGCAAAAAUAAUUCACGAGGAAGAACCCAGAAGGAUCGCCACAGUUUCUUUUUGCCUGGAUGCUAUUGGGAAAGGCGUGAUUUAGCCACUUUUCUUCUUCUCUAAUUGAGUUGAAGAUGAACUACUUUUGCCUUUGAGAUCCAUUUGCAGUGAUGCGAGUAAGCUUGUGGGAAAAGUGGGAAGGAGAGGGAGAAACCAGGACAUUGGAAAGAGAACUGGAAAAAUGGCAAGUCAGGACAAUUGGAAUGGAUGCACUUAUUCGGAGAGGUAACUCGUGGAGGUCUAAGAGGAAACCUUGCACGAGGAAAGAGAAAAUGAUGGAUUAUAGAGCCAUACACACACACAAAUACACACACAUAUAUAUAUGAUCACAACCCAUUUGACUCCUGGCCAAUGAAAUCCAAAGAUGCUGCAUUUUCUUGAACGACUAUCCCGGUGGGCCACGUCUCCUAAUGUGACCACAUGAUGCAUUUUUAAGUUGAUACAUAUGUGUGUGUAUACAUGUAUGUAGCCUAGAUAUAUUCACUGUAUAAAUAUCCUCGUUCACAUAUACAUAUAUUAUUCCCACGUUAGUGCUACCUUUUGUGUUCUCGGAUCAUUUCUUUUUUUUAUUCUUGUUUUAUUUUCUCUCCCCAUUUUUUUUCAUUUGCUUUAUGAAAGCAAGGAUUUCUUUUCCCGUCGGGACGGCCCUGUCCAUCUCCCUUUUUCCUGACCCCGAAACUGGAUCUUUUGUCACCCGAGAAGCGGGAUAUGUUGCAUCUAUUUUAAGAUGCCUUUCUUUUUUUUUUUAAUGGGGAGGGAGGGCGAAAAAAAACCACCGGUGGAUCGAACAAUAGCUUUAGUGAUGCCCAAUGCUUUCCCUAUGGAGUGCAUAGCUGAAAAAAAAAUUAAGAAGAGAAGAAUAAGAAGGUAUGCAAACUAAAGCGUGGAGAACAUUAAAUAUCUAUUUUUGUACAAAUGUAAUUUUAUCCCUUGCAUAUUCUUAGGAAAAAUGGAUUUUUUUGGAGGGGGUUGCUUUUUCUGCAUUUAUAGAAUUUGUUCAAAAUCUCUUCAUCAAUACGCUUGGCUAUGAACACCUCUAUGUCGGCCACAGGCAGACCUCGACAUUGUGUGGAGAUGUCGGGAAAUCGUCCAGAAAUCGUAUUCUUUCGAAUGAGUGGAUUUUUUAAUUCUCACCCCCAGCUUCUUUUGGAUACACAAAAAGUAAACGCCUUUUCUUGCGUCCCCUCCAAAUAUUCCCCCUUCAUCCCAUCGCAUUCCCUUGCCGGUCUACUCUACUGUGAAAUCACUACCGUAUAUUAUUGUUCACUUAAAAAAAAAAGUUGGAAAAAAAAAUAAAGUAAAUACAAAAAAAAAAUCUGCUGGAAAUGCCAGUAUUUUGAAGAAAUGUAUUAGAAUUGUUUUGAAAAAAAGUAAAAGAAAAAUAUAUGAGCAUUUUAAAAUAUA
Molecule: messenger RNA, 5806 nt
Organism: Anolis carolinensis (green anole)
Lineage: Eukaryota; Metazoa; Chordata; Lepidosauria; Squamata; Anolidae
Gene: rxra
Product: retinoid X receptor alpha
Exons: 11
Coding region: 871-2313 (480 amino acids)
Biological process (GO): negative regulation of transcription by RNA polymerase II; response to retinoic acid; retinoic acid receptor signaling pathway
Cellular component (GO): nucleus
Molecular function (GO): nuclear steroid receptor activity; retinoic acid-responsive element binding; nuclear receptor activity
Source: RefSeq, a predicted model, not a curated record